Messenger RNA from Blepharisma stoltei, 1211 nucleotides. The record is from the annotation of a GenBank genome assembly. Lineage: Eukaryota; Ciliophora; Heterotrichea; Heterotrichida; Blepharismidae.
AUGCAAUCUGUGCCCGACCCAAUAAUUGUCGAAAUUUUAAGCUAUUUGCCAAUUUCUGAGAUUAUCCGAGCUGAGUCUAUUUGCAAGAAAAUAAAAUCGUGCGUUGAAAAACACUCCUACGUACUUUAUUCUAGAGUGCUAUCAAGGUUUAGCCAAGAAUCGAUAUCUUAUAGUCAUUGGAAAAAUGUGAUAAAGCAAAUGAACAGUCCAUCUAAAGAACUUCAGUUUCUCCCUUACUAUACAAAUGGAGGCACAUAUUAUGGCAGCAAUACUUAUUAUAUUCAUAAUUUAGUGCUUGAAGGUUAUUACUGCUAUUGCACAGUAUAUCCAACUAAUAUUCUAGUAAAAUAUGCUUUACUAGGAACGGAUUAUGAUACUGAUAGAAUAAGAGCAAGGCAGUAUAUAUCUUCUGGAGUUAAUGAGGGCAAUGAUAGAAUUUAUUUCGAAAAAGAAAUAUACUAAAUUUCAUCUUUAUAAAAAUCAAAAUGGAUGGGUAAAAGUAGUAAAUUUUUUUGAUAAAAUCAAUAAGCAUAAAUGUAGUAUAGUUGCUUGUUUUUGAACAUUGCAACCUACAUGUUGAAUCUCUUCUAUAUGUGAAAAGAUGAUUCCACAUGUGAAAUCAAAAGGGCUUCCCACGUAGAAAAGAUUCCACAUGUAGGCUGCAAUGUUCAAAAACAUGCAACUACGAUAGUAUAUAAUUCAUCAUAAAGGAUUAAAAAUUAAAAUUUUUCAGUUAAGAAGAACUAAGGGAGUCACAAGAAUUUACAUCACAAGCUUCUAUUUAUGCAGUCAUAAAACAAAUUUACGCUAGAGCACCUCAAGGGGGCUACACCUGCCCAAUAUUUCACUUCAUGUGCUUUUCAUCUAUAGAAGAAGAUGCUGAUUUAGGAAUAAUUGACAGAUUCAAUGGAGUAAGCACCAUUGACAAAGCCAAAGAAAUUUCUGAUCAGCUUGGGCUAGAAUAUGAAGAAGUAUCAGCUAACUCAAUACGCCAGCUUGUCUUCAAUAAUUGCAACCUCCCUAUGCAGCCUUUAUGUUGGGCUGAAAUGAGUGAAGAUUAUAAUCAAUCCGCUUUAAACUUACCCCUAAAAUCAAAGAAAUUAGCAAGAUACUUUUAUGGGCUUUUAAUUGACGGAAGAAGAACAAAUAACUAUGACAAUAACAUUGAUAUUAGCCUUUUACUCCCUAAAGGUUCAAUUAUCCACUUUUAG